Molecule: messenger RNA, 1539 nt
Organism: Nicotiana attenuata
Lineage: Eukaryota; Viridiplantae; Streptophyta; Magnoliopsida; Solanales; Solanaceae
Product: glutamate dehydrogenase B
Exons: 10
Coding region: 145-1380 (411 amino acids)
Biological process (GO): L-glutamate catabolic process
Cellular component (GO): mitochondrion
Molecular function (GO): L-glutamate dehydrogenase (NAD+) activity
Source: RefSeq, a predicted model, not a curated record
UCUGAAGUAUAGUGGCCUACACAUGUUCUUGAAAUAUUUAAAAUCUCCAUGCUAAUUAUAUUAAUUGCUUGAUCAACUGCAGCCUCCGUUUGUUGAAUUCUUGAUUUUUGGGAUAUUGACUUUCUCUGUGUUUUUUGAGGAAUCAUGAAUGCUUUAGCAGCAACAAAUAGAAACUUUAAGCUGGCAGCUCGACUGCUAGGUUUAGACUCUAAGCUGGAAAAGAGUCUGCUAAUCCCUUUUAGAGAAAUUAAGGUGGAGUGUACAAUACCAAAAGAUGAUGGCUCAUUGGCAUCUUUUGUUGGAUUCAGAGUACAACAUGACAAUGCUCGCGGGCCUAUGAAAGGCGGAAUCAGAUACCAUCCUGAGGUUGACCCGGAUGAGGUAAAUGCCUUAGCACAGCUAAUGACAUGGAAAACAGCAGUAGCUAAUAUACCAUAUGGUGGGGCUAAAGGGGGCAUAGGAUGUAAUCCUAGUGACCUGAGUAACUCUGAGCUAGAACGACUUACUCGAGUAUUUACUCAAAAAAUACAUGACCUGAUCGGAAUUCACACAGAUGUUCCAGCACCAGAUAUGGGAACAAAUCCACAGACAAUGGCAUGGAUUCUAGACGAGUACUCAAAAUUUCAUGGUUAUUCACCUGCAGUGGUAACCGGAAAACCUAUUGAUCUUGGUGGAUCCUUAGGCAGAGAUGCAGCUACCGGAAGGGGUGUUCUCUUUGCUACGGAAGCACUGCUAAAAGAGCAUGGCAAGAGUAUUGCUGGGCAGCGUUUUGUUAUACAGGGAUUUGGGAAUGUUGGUUCCUGGGCUGCAAAACUCAUCAAUGAGCAAGGUGGGAAAAUCGUUGCAGUAAGUGACAUAACAGGUGCCAUAAAGAACGAGAAUGGACUCGACAUAGCAAGCCUACUCAAACACUUGAAGGAAAAUCGUGGAGUUAAAGGUUUCAACGAUGCACGGCCAAUAGAUCCACAUUCAAUACUAGUAGAAGAUUGUGAUGUUCUUAUACCAGCUGCCCUUGGCGGAGUAAUCAACAGGGAUAAUGCAAAUGAUAUUAAAGCCAAAUAUAUUAUUGAGGCAGCUAACCAUCCAACUGAUCCAGAAGCUGAUGAGAUUUUGGCAAAGAAAGGAGUUGUCAUCCUACCAGACAUAUACGCUAAUUCAGGUGGUGUCACCGUUAGUUAUUUUGAGUGGGUUCAGAACAUCCAAGGCUUUAUGUGGGAUGAGGAUAAAGUGAAUGCUGAGUUGAAGACAUAUAUGACAAGAGGCUUUAAACAUGUCAAGGAUAUGUGCAAGACUCACAACUGUGAUCUCCGAAUGGGUGCCUUCACGUUGGGCGUGAAUCGUGUAGCUAGAGCAACUGUUCUAAGGGGAUGGGAAGCUUGAGAAUGAGACACACGGUGGCUUGUUUUUCAUUUGAAAACAUGGAGUUCACACUUGUCUGUAUUAAGAAGAAAAAAAUGUUCUACCCAAGGACAAUUUGGCUUCUGAAUAAUAAUUGAAAGAUGCACUCAAUAUGCAAACUAGUUUGUUGUUUCUUGAUCU